AUUAGCCUUUCUUACUAGAAGACGAGAUCAACAUCAAGUGGUUACCGUUAAAGACAGAGCUUCAGUACGACGCCGUGUCAUCUAUCUUGCACGGCGUGAAGAAAUACAAGAGGGUGUGUUGUACGUACGCGAGGAGACCAGGAGAUUAUAGAACCCAAACGUACAAACUCCUACCGUUCGAGGACAAAUCCUGGAAAUAAGAACACACUCUGGUAGAUCACCCGCACGUGCGACUGUAGUACGACGGAAAGACAAGAUCAAGAUUCUUCGGUCAUCACAUAAUGGACAGCCUGCAUUGCUCUGCUUCUCAACUGCCCCGGGUCGAAACGAGGAUGGUACUGGAGUUGCAUCGUCUUCUAAGUGGAUUGACACGAAACAAAGUUGAAUUGUUUUUUGUACCCAGAAAAAAUCUAGCAUGAGAAGUUUUGUUUUAUUGCAUACGCGCAUGAGGAGUAUUUCCCUGUAGCGCUGCCGCUGGCGCUUCCUUCGGUUUACCGGCGAUACGCCAAUACACAACAUCACAGGCCUCGCCGUUGUUGGAGGAAGCGGGUACUAUGGAGGGCGAGAAACCAGGCACGCGCCAUUGCUCUGCUUCUCAACUGCCGGGAACCAUGGUACUGGAUUUGCAUUGUCUUCUAGAUUGAGACAAACAAAGCGGACUUUUUUUGUAUCCAGAACAAAACUAGCAUGAGAAGUCUUGUUUUAUUGCAUGUGUGCAUGAGAAACAAAUAUUUGGCCCGUCGUUCGGUUUACCGAUACGCUGGCUCAUACAAAACAUCACAGGCCUCGCCGUUGUUGGAGGAAACGGUUACUAUGGAGUGUGAGAACAGGCCUGUUGUUUUCAAGACGAACUAUUUGUAUCCCAUCAUCCCCCGUGGUAAGAACUCCCGCAUGUCGUUGCCGCGGCGUGGCAGCACCGUGGUCACAGCACUGGCCGUUGUCCACAUGAUCGACGGCUCCGGUCGCGAGCAAUUCGUCAGUGUAUCAAAUGCAAAUGUGUCUGGGUCUCGGAAAAUGCGAGAUUUGGCAUGCUAGUCUGUCAUGGCGCUAAACUCUGUAUUGCGUGGCCGCGAAGAGCUCCUCCUCCCUGUCAUGCAAAAACGCAGUUUCUCAUGCGGGGCCCACAACUCAGGACCACGAAAAAACUUGUCAUGCUUGGCAGCGCAUUACAGUGAGGUCACCACUUUUCCCUUUCUUGCAUCACAAGUUUCGGACCCAGACAUAUUUGCAAUGCAUACAGUGCUGAGGUUGUGGAUUUCGAUGGCAGUUUCAGUGACGAAGCAGGGGCCGGCAGCCAGGAGGAGGGAAGUAACCCGGGAGAACUCCAAUCUACCAACUCCCUCCUAGACGUGCAAACGGUGUCCAGCAUGACAACCUCCUUCGACAAGGAUGACCUCUACCGGUAUCUGCUGGAAUCCAAAGCCGUGAAGAUCACGGAAAGUCGUAUCCUGUGCAAAAGUAUCGUACUCGUACUCAUUGCAAAUAUAAUGCAUGGCAAAUCUCCUUCCUAAGGUAAAAACAGCAAUACAAAUCUCACAACUUUUCUUCUUGCCAAAAUUUGUGAUGCGAUUUAUAAACUAGGACGAUACUUUUGCAAUGCAUAAGUCGGCUGAAGGCCCAAAGCGGCGCAAUUAGUGGCGGCGAAGUGGAACUGAAGAAGUGGGAGAAUUUACAGGUACGAAGACUUUUUUGUUUUGCUCCUGGGCACGUGAUGUUACAGCGAAGAAACGAGGAUGGAUUUACCUGAUCUUGUUGCGCUCAAAAAUAUGCUUGCAGCGUAUGAUUAUGUUCAUGUUGACAAAAUCUAAAAGAAAAAAAUGAUUCAACUUCAUUCUCACAGCAAAACGUCCAGACCAUCCUGAUUACCCCGUCGCUGCAGAUGAUCCCCUUUCCGAUGUUGGUGAAUUUUCUAAACGAGUUUUCCACCGUGGACCAGAAUUCCUCCAACACUAUCGAUGUCGCGGAGCUGGCGAAGGUUCUGCAAUCCCAGAGCGAAAUCGAAGCGCAGAGAAUUAUCGUUGGCAUCCAGUCUCUGUUCCUCCCCGGUGGACCGCUGGCGCAAGUUUUUUCCGGGGUACCGGGAAACUCGAAAAGCGGCCAGCAUCUGAUCAACCCAUCGGACCAGAAGUUGUCGCCGGUCUAUGGGGUGAAAAAAUGAAAAUUGCCUGUUGUGUCCUCAAUUUGAGUUUCAUCUUUCUGUUGCAACAGAAACAGUAGUCCACUCUUUAUUUUUGCUCCUGCCUUAGGAAAAAUAAAACGGUCCACCUGCUGGAUUGACGUGGUCUGCAUCUCAAUCUCUAUCAGCAUCAAAAAAUCCUUACGGUUCAGCAUGGAUUUCUCAAAUUGAGGAGUACUACAGCAGGCCACUUCAUUUUGGUUGCAUUCCCUCGAGUUCUGCAGUGCUUGCGAGUUUUUGAGAAUGCUGACGGAUAAUUUCCGCAACGACUUAUCAAAUGUAAAAAUGUCUGGGUCUGGAAGAUUGGAACUUGUGAUGCUGAAUUUGGAUUCCGAAAAAAUCUGUAUUGCAUGAGCAGCAAAGGGAAUGCAAUUUUUGCUACGCGGAGAGGGCAUUUGUCAUGCCGCGGAAUAGGCAUCGCGAAGCCCUCAAAAAAUCUGUGAUGCUAGGGCAUGCAUCACAGACAUCAUGGCCAAUGCAAAACAUGCAUGACAAGUCUCAGAACCUUCCAGACCCAGACAUUUUUACAUUUGAUACGACUUUUAUCAAAGCGAAACACUGACGAGGCAAGCAGAAUGAUUCACGAGCCAGGCUGCAGCAGCAAAGACUCUGGCAUGAAGAUAAAGAUCACCAGCAUUACAUUCUUUCACACCUACGGGUAGUACAAGUCUGGCAAGAGAAUAACGACCUUUUGUCGUCUUUUUGUACUUUUGAGUCCUUUUACUCAACAUGCGAUGUCGUGUAAAUGAAUCGGCUUAAUCCGGCAGCGUUUGGCUACAUCCAUAGUGCGCAGGGCACACAGUCUGGUGCGGAGUCGUCGUUCGUGGAGAUGGGGCUGGAGCCUGGUUCUGCGGCUAUGCUGGCACUCGGAAAAGGCUUGGCACAUGCGUGCACACCGGGGCAGUCGGGCACCGGUCGAGGGCUCUUGCCACCGGCAAUUAUUGCCGCGGACGAGAUAAGGCAGUGGAGGGAACGCCGCCAGGAAGCCGGGGCUUCAUCCGCGGGCGGGUCAUCAUCCUCGGGGUCUCCAUCGUCCACCCCCGAAUCGUCCCCAACUGCGAAGAGUGGCGCGAGCGAGGUCAGUCUGCCUCAGGCUUAGCCGUAGGAUUGUAUAGAAAUAAAACUGAAGAUGAAUCGCCUCGACUCUCAUGCGUGCGACUCAUUUGCGGUGGCUUUGCGAUAUUAUAUAUAACCAGGUGUUUCAAUACUAGCUUCCUGGAGUUCAUCACAUCAUUUUGUUGUUGCAGCUUGUGUCAAAAAUCAAGUCAUGGAUGCCUUUAGUCCUGGACGAAAGUCGCGAGCGGUGGUGGUGGACAAAAUAAAUUGUUGCUCCAUGUAGUUGAUGAUCACAGUGACCUGCAAAACUUCGCUCCUCCUAGUACUGCGUUUUCUACCAGCAGUGAGCUUCACCGUCAUUGCGCGCCAAUCCCAAUCUUGAAGUUGUUUUAUAUGAUCUCCCCAUUGUUGUGAUCUUGCUAGGGAAAUUUUAUUCCAUGAUCGAGUAGAUCGCCCAGUGCUACAACUUGAUUGAAAAACACCGGGACCGACGCUUGUUCCCAUGCGUCAGCAUCUGCGUCCUGGUGAGAUCAAGAAAGAUGCAAUGCUGAUGGUAAUUUUAUAUUAAAAGUAGUCCUCCUAUUUCCUCUCUUUUUGAGACGUCUAAAAACGCCGCCUCGUCCCUUCAAAAAAAAUAUAUCCGAAAAAUAAAAAAUGCCUUUCGAUUCGUUCUCGUAUCCUCGUCGUCCGAGGUUGGUGUUACGCUCCUUCAUCUUUACGCUGCGACUUCCGAACUACUACAACCCUUUUCGCAUCCGCUCUCAAAAUGGAAUUAUGUCCAUGCCUAGAUGAGUGAUCUCAUAUGUUGAGCGCUAACUUUUAACUGCGUCUCGUCUUCAAUCCACUUUCCGGAAACCGCACCGGCUGAACGAGCCAGAAAUUCCAACGAAACGCGUUUACUUUUUUGGCGAUGGACCUGAAUCCGCCCUUGAACUUCUACAGUGCUCGAGCCAAUAAACAGUAUUGAAAGAUCGCAGAAAACCACGUCAGCUGAACAUACUAGCUGACAACAACGACCCAGCAGGAGAUUGGUUGUUCUUGCCGCCGCAUGCGCAUGCUUACAAUGUCGGCAAAGUAGGACACUGUGCCAAAUAUGUAUUUCGUGUUCCCUCGUCUCUUGUUGGACGGAGAUGUCCUGCUCCUCCUCCUCCUCUUGAAGUUGCUUGCGUUUUUUUGAUGUGCAUGUAGGACGGGUUAGCGGAUGUCUCCAAUUACUUUUCCGUGUGGUAGAAUUACUCUGCAAUAUGGUAAGAGAGAAAGAAAACGAAUAUUAGCUACCUUGCUUAGAAGAGAUCAAUAUCAAGUGGUUACCGUAAAAGACAGAGCUUCAGUGUGCGGACGCCGUGUCAAUGUCAUCUAUCUUGCACGACGUGAACAACAGAAGUACGAGAGAAGGUGUUGUAUGUACGCGAGAUAACCAGGAGUAGAGAACUCAAACGCACAAACUCCCACGGUCCGAGGACAAAGACAAACCUUGGAAAUAAGAACACACUCUGGUAGAUCACCCGCACGUGCGACUGUAAAACGACGGAAAGACAAGAUUUUUCGGUCAUCAAGCAAAAUGGAGAGCGAGAAACCAGGCCUGCAUUGCUCUACUUCUCAACUCCCGGGAACCGAAACGGUGGUACUGGAGUUGCAUCGCAUACUUACUAGAUUGACACAAACAAAGUUGAAUUGUUUUUUGUACCCAGAAAACAUCCGUUUUGUUUUAUUGCAUACGCGCAUGAGGAGUAUUUCCCUGUGGCGCUGCCGCUGGCGCUUCCUUUGGUUUACCCACCGAUACGCCCAUACACAACAUCACAGGCCUCGCCCUUGUUGGAGGAAACGGGUUCUAUGGAGGGCGAGAACACCAGGCCCGUUGUUUUCAAGACAAACUAUUUGUAUCCCAUCCCCCGGCGUGGUAAGAACUCCCGCACGUCGUUGUCACGGCGUGGCAGCAACGUUGUCACAGCACUGGCCGUUGUCCGCAUGAUCGACGGUUCCGGUCGCGAGCAAUUCGUCAGUGUAUCAAAUGCAAGUGUGUCUGGGUCUCGGAAAAUGCGAGAUUUGGCAUGCUAGUCUGUCAUGGCGCUAAACUCUGUAUUGCGUGGCCGCGAAGAGCUCCUCCUCCCUGUCAUGCAAAAACGCAGUUUCUCAUGCGGGGCCCACAACUCAGGACCACGAAAAAACUUGUCAUGCUUGGCAGCGCAUUACAGUGAGGUCACCACUUUUCCCUUUCUUGCAUCACAAGUUUCGGACCCAGACAUAUUUGCAUUUGAUACAGUGCUGAGGUUGUCGAUUUCGAUGGCAGUUUCAGCGACGAAGCAGGGGCCGGCAGCCAGGAGGAGGGAAGUAACCCGGGAGAACUCCAAUCUACCAAUUCCCUCCUAGACGUGGAAACGGUCUCCAGCAUGACAACCUCCUUCGACAAGGACGACCUCUACCGGUACUAUGCGUUGCAAAUAUGUAAUCUGGUGUUAAUAGAAGAAAAUUGGAAUUUGUAUAUGCCGGUCUUGCAUUUCUGUGAAGUCUGUAUUGCAUGAACACCAAAAGUCGCUGCCUCUCUUGUUUUACAAAAUCGCAGCCUCUGUCUCAUGCGGACGCGUAUGAGAAAGCAUUCUACUGCAAAGCUGUAACUUGUCAUUUUUUUCUGCAUUCGAAAGUGUUUGAAAAAUCGUCCACGAUGAAUAGGUACCUGCUGGAAUCCAAAGCGGUGAAGAUCACGGAAAGUCGUACCCUGUGCAAAAGUAUCGCACUCGUACUAAUUGCAAAUAUGCAUGACAAAUCUCCUUCCUAAGCUAAAAACAGCAUUACAAAUUCCACUUUUCUUCUUGCCAAAAUUUGUGAUGCAAUUUAUACUAGGACGAUACUUUUGCAAUGCAUAAGUCGGCUGAAGGCGCAAAGUGGCGCAACUAGGGGAGGCGAAUUGGAACUGAAGAAGUGGGAGAAUUUACAGGUACGCGAUUAAACUUUUUUGUUUUGCUGAGCAUUUGAUGUUACAGCGAAGAAAAUGGAGAAUGGAUUUACCUGACCUUGUUGUGGUCAAAUAUAUGCACAGUAUGAUCUUCAUCAUCAUGUUAUACAAAAAAUUGUUUACACUUCACUCUCACAGCAAAACGUCCAGACCAUCCUGAUUACCCCGUCGCUGCAGAUGAUCCCCUUUCCGGUGUUGGUGAAUUUUCUGAACGAGUUUUCCACUGUGGACCAGAAUUCGUCCAACGCCAUCGAUAUCGCAGAGCUGGCGAAGGUUCUGCAAUCCCAGAGCGAAACCGAAGCGCAGAGAAUUAUUACGGGCUUCCAAUCGCUCUUCCUGCCCGGUGGACCGCUGGCGAGUGUAGCGCAAGUGUUUUCGGGUGGACAGGGAAACUCGAGGAGCGGCCAGCAUCUGAUCGACCCAUCGGACCAGAAGUUGUCGCCGGUCUAUGCCGUGUGAGAAAAGAUGGCUUGUUGUGGCUUCAGUUUGUAUGUUCAGCAGCAGUUACCGCAAGCUCUUUAUCUUUAUACCCAAAUAGUUACUGGCAGUAUCAACUUCAACUCCAUCCCCCGUCCUGUUGGUCGUCCGCAGACUCAGCCUCGAAAAAUCAGCUUUAACAGCAUGAAGCUCUUUUCAUGGCACAUAACAAACUGAGGGGCAAAAUAAGCCAUUUUCUCUCUGGAUUCGUGUGAGUUCUGCAUAUGCAUUGCAAAAGUGUUGCACUAGUAGUGAAAAAAUAAAUGGCACGGUAUAUUUUUUGCAAAAAAAAGCCCUUUAUCGUGCAAGAUGAAGGCAAUUCUGCAUCUUCAACUAAGUUGAAGAUGCAGCUAUUCGUGUAGUACCAGUGCGAUGCUUUUGCACUGGAUACCGUAGUGCGUGCGAGCAUUUCAGGAUGUUGAGGAGCAGCAACGAUUAUGCCAGUUGAAUGAGUCUGACCCAUAAAAAAGCGAAGCAGAGCUUUGUCUUGCAAUAAAUAUGGCGAAAACAGGCCGCACCGCAGCAGAGGCAACAUAAUCGUGAAAAUUGAAGACGCGAGCUCUCCCACCGGGCAUGUUUAGAAGCUGUAAAACCUUUCUCUAAAUUAAGUGUUGUUCUCGUUCCGUCGGAAAAUAAGUGCUGCGGCUCGGACUGUAGCUGUUGUUGUUCUUGGUACUUCUACAACUACAGGUACUGACCUUGCAUGCGAACAAAGAUUUGUUGAGUUGAGUCAGAGUUUGACUGGCAUAUUCGUCAAGAAGUGGCUGCGCACCCAUUCGCGGAUUCGUCGUUUGUCGAAAUGGAGCCUUUUCUGGCGACCACGGGGGCGGCAGCGGCUGCUCAUCAGCUGACCGGUGCCGGUGCCGCUCAUAGUGCCGGUGCCGGUGCCGCCCAAAGUGCCGGUGCCGGUGGCGCCCAUAGUGCGAGCGCAGUGGGAUCACAUAGACCGAGCCCGUUGGGGCUCGCUCCUGGCGGGUGUUUUACGACUUUGAAAGCAAAUGCUUUCCCAUUCAAAGACAGAAACUUUGUUGGUGUCCUUCUCUUUGCGGCGGUCCAACUUAUCAUGUAUGUCGAGCGUUCGCUUCAAGAACAGCGACAGGGAUGGAAAAGUUCUGGUCUUUGAAUGCCGUGAAAGCAACCUUUGCCGUCGUCAUAUUUGGGGCCGUGGCUGGAAGAUUUUUUCGCGCUCGUGAACCUGCAGACAGUGACAAUCCGAGACGGGUGGAGGAAGAGCCAACGGGUGUGUAAACGAAAAUGAAAAGUGUCUCUGAAGAAGGCGACUUUGGUUGUAGUCCAGAAUCUUUUAUAUACUGAAUUCCUUACCCAUGUUGAGGAUCACAGUGACUGGCAAAAAUUCGCUCGUUCUUCUGGUGCUGUGUUUUUUACUGGGGGGUUUGAUGAUCGUGCGCCAAUGCCAAUCCCAAUCUUGAAGCUAGCUAAAUGAUCACCUUACUGUUGUGUUCUUGGGAGAGUAAUUUUCCAUGUUGAUCGAGAUUGCCCAGCGCUUCUAUGAUUAGAGAACACCGAGACCGAUCCUUGUUCUCAUGCGUAAGCAUCUGCAUCUGCGUGGUCCUGGUGAGAUCCAGCAAAAAAUGCUGAUGAGAAUUUCAAAUGUAAGUAAGCCACUGCAGCAGUUUAACAAACUAUUAAGAGCGUCCUCUUGUUUCUCUUUUUUCGAGACGUCUAACGCAGCCUCCCUUUGAAAUAUAAUCAAAUAAAUUAUCAGAUGAAAAAUAAGAUAAUGAGAAUGACUUUUUUAU
This is a messenger RNA of Amoebophrya sp. A120, 8422 nucleotides long. Lineage: Eukaryota; Dinophyceae; Syndiniales; Amoebophryaceae. The record is from the annotation of a GenBank genome assembly.